This is a messenger RNA of Eufriesea mexicana, 574 nucleotides long. RefSeq names its product tubulin-specific chaperone A. Gene Ontology annotation, biological process: tubulin complex assembly; post-chaperonin tubulin folding pathway. Gene Ontology annotation, molecular function: beta-tubulin binding. The transcript is spliced from 2 exons. NCBI's taxonomy places the organism in Eukaryota, Metazoa, Arthropoda, Insecta, Hymenoptera, Apidae. Gene Ontology annotation, cellular component: cytosol; microtubule cytoskeleton. Bases 146 to 502 code for a protein of 118 amino acids. The record is from RefSeq and is a predicted model, not a curated record.
CCGGCCAUCAAUCAUUAUAACCUAUAGAUCUUAAAGUUCCUCCUGAUUUCAUUUAUUACUAUUCAUCUUACCUUAUAAGGAAUACUCGUUUAAUCGGUACACACUUCAUUUUCCGCACCCGAGGUAAAAUAUUUAAAUUAAAACCAUGUCAGAUCCUCGUAUAAGAACUCUAAAAAUUAAAACUGGAGUAGUGAAACGUCUCGCGAAAGAAAAAGUUACGUAUGAAAAAGAAGCAGCACAGCAACGUGAAAGGAUACAGAAAUUAAAGGAACAGGACAAAGAUGGUUAUGAUAUCAAAAAACAAGAAGAAGUGCUUCAGGAAUCUCUUAUGAUGGUACCAGAUUGUCAACGACGCCUUGUAAAAGCUUUUGAAGAACUUAAAAAAAUUUUGGACACGGAACAAGAUUUAAAAGAAGUUGAAGAUUAUAUACAAGCAGAAAAAAUAUUGCAAGAAGCAGCAUCUCAACUUCCUAAAGAGGGUGAUAUUAUGGAGAUGUGUUAAGAAAGCAAAGCCACCUAAGUUUAAGAUAUUGCUGAAAAUUGAAAGAACUAUAUUUUCAUCUAAAAUAAUAUA